Pleuronectes platessa (European plaice) is the source of this 1242-nucleotide messenger RNA. RefSeq names its product UDP-GlcNAc:betaGal beta-1,3-N-acetylglucosaminyltransferase 2a (gene b3gnt2a). The record is from RefSeq and is a predicted model, not a curated record. Gene Ontology annotation, cellular component: membrane. Gene Ontology annotation, molecular function: hexosyltransferase activity. NCBI's taxonomy places the organism in Eukaryota, Metazoa, Chordata, Actinopteri, Pleuronectiformes, Pleuronectidae. Bases 1 to 1242 code for a protein of 413 amino acids. The transcript has a single exon.
AUGCUUUUGGUCUUCAGGAAAGCGCAGGUUCUCUACGCGAUGCUGAUGCUCAACGUCUUCGUCUGCGUCCUGAUGAGCGUGUUGUGGAACCGGGGGCACCACAGGACGGGCCCUCGAGGGGUUCACGUCCCGACCGGGAGGUUCUGGCUCCAACAGGACGAGAGAGGAUCCUUCUGGAACACGGAGCAGCGGCACCUGGACCUCAUCUACAACCUCACCGAGCUGCCACACAGGUCGAAUGACACCAGACCCCUCGACCCGGUCCCCUCGGACUCAGACUACAGAGUCACCACCAACAUCUCGGACUUCAACGCCCUGCCGCAGAGAUUCCAGGAUUUUCUCCUGCACAUGCGCCGCAGGACGUACCCCAUGCUGAUUGACCAGCCCCACGUCUGUGAUGACAACCCCUUCCUGCUGCUGGUGGUCAAGUCGCAGACGCCACACUUCGACCGCCGGCAGGCUAUCCGGGAAACAUGGGGCCGAGCGGGCGUCUUAGCCAAUCGUACAGUGGCGACUGUGUUUCUGCUCGGCAACACCAUGUCAACAGAUCACAUCCCAGACCUGCAGCCGAUGCUGGGCUACGAGGCGCAACUUCACAAAGACCUCCUCCAGUGGGACUACAGGGACACCUUCUUCAACCUCACCCUGAAGGAGAUACUCUUCCUGGAGUGGUUCAGCCAAAACUGUCCCCACGCACAGUACAUCCUCAAGGGGGACGAUGACGUCCUGGUCAACACUGUGCGAAUCAUCGACCUCCUGGAAGGCCUGCCGGAGAACAAGUCCAGGGAUUUGUUCAUAGGGAAUGUCAUCAGCAACGCCAGGCCAAUCAGAGACAGGAAACUGAAGUACUUCAUCCCAGAGAGUGUGUUUGUGGGGCAGUACCCGCCGUACGCUGGGGGUGGAGGGUACGUGUACUCUGGGGAUUUGGCGCUUCGCCUUCACAGCGUAUCCCAGCAGGUCGUCUUGUAUCCCAUCGAUGACGUCUACACAGGGAUGUGUCUGAGGAAACUGGGUCUGGCUCCUGAGAAAAACUCUGACUUCAAGACUUUUGACAUCAAGGACGAGCACAGGGACGACCCCUGCGUCUACAGGAGCUUGAUGCUGGUUCACAGCCGCACGCCACAGGAGAUUCUACAGAUCUGGUCAUGGAUUGUCCGUCCUGAGCUGGAGUGUCUUAUACAGCCCCUGUAUACGGCCCCUGAGGACGGGCCCGUGAAGGCGGCCUCUGAAGACAGCCUCUGA